This is a messenger RNA of Filobasidium floriforme, 3455 nucleotides long. RefSeq lists its product as uncharacterized. Lineage: Eukaryota; Fungi; Basidiomycota; Tremellomycetes; Filobasidiales; Filobasidiaceae. Bases 260 to 3247 code for a protein of 995 amino acids. The transcript is spliced from 4 exons. The record is from RefSeq and is a predicted model, not a curated record.
GAGGACAGGGAUAUUCCAUUGAACCACACGACAACGACACGAUAACAUCUGGCGAAUCCUAUGAUCUUGAACAUGGAGGAAUAAGAGUUCACCUUGGAAACCGUAUCAUCAAGCAUCUCAACUCUUCAAACGCAUCAUCUACCCAUAUCAUCUAGGCCCCGCCUCGGCCUUUGACGAGAUCGAUUAUCGAUCGAAACCUUAUAUCUCGUCUCACCUUCAUCAACACUACCGUCAUUGCUAUCGUGCCUCUUCUCUCGAUAUGGCCACCACUUCCGCAUCUCGGUUCAACCACCCGUUCGCCUCUCAACCCCAGGACAUCCGAUCGAGGACCCAGACGGGCGUAUCCACCUCUUCCUCGCAGAUGUUACCCAGCAUAACCUGUUCGUCCUGUGGGAUCUCGAUCCAGAUGGAUGAUUUGGGUUCGCACGUCUGUCAACCAGGGAAAAGUUAUAAUUCUGGUUCCAAUUCUGGCCCUAGUUCUACCUCGUCCUAUACCGCUCCGCGGGCGAAACUACCGCCUUCGGAUUCUUCCCGUGGGAAGGAAGACAGGCAAGUUCGACCGUACGAUCACCAACAUCAACAUCGACACCAGGACCAGCAAUAUCAGCAUCAGCAUCAACACCAACACCCUCAGCAGAAAGACCGAGAUCGGGAUCGGGGACUCAAGUUGGAUAUGAGUCAGUUGAGACCGCCAGAUACGUCGGGCUUCUUGGCGGCUGGGGAUUCCGGUAUGGCAGGAGUUGGGAGGAGGGGGUUCGGAGGUGGUUCGCCAACGACCCCGGUCUACCAUGCUCCCUUUGGAUCCUCGCCCCAGACGCCCCCUUCAGCUGCGAUGGCCACUCCUCCUAUCCCUGCUGGUAUGGGCAAGCAGAACCAGAGUCAACCGUAUUUCAUCGCCAGUCAUGCGGAUUUCAACCGGCAGGGCGACGAUCGGGGUUACGGGCAAGGACAAGGAGGAUCUUUCGUUCCUGCCGCCAGCUACAGGGAGCGAGGUCCUAGUCCGAUGUUGGGGAGCGAACCUUGGGGGGCUUCCUCCAAACACGGGCAAUCGAGCCAGAAUGGGGGCCGGAGCGCGAAUAAGAACACGGCCGGUCACCGCGAGUACGGACGUCCGCAGGUCCAAGGAGGGUCCUCCAGGUCAGGUAUCCCGAUUCAGUUGGACAUCAAACCUUCCGAGAACCCACAUGCUGUCCCAGGCAUACCGGAUACGAAGAACUUGCAUUCCCCGGCGUUGGUCCCGCAGACAGCGACUUCGGGCUCAUCUUCUUUCGGCUUGCCAAAAGAUAGGGACACGGCGACGACGAGAUCUGCAGCGCUCUCACCAGCAGGCAACUCGGUUAUGACCGGAUCGCUCAAGACGGGAAUCAGCGGUGGCGGGACGAGUCACCCUAGGCCCGAGGUCACACCGAGCGAGUGGAACAGGAAGAUGGAAGGUGCUGGGGUCUUGGACUUGGUCGGCGGAGGAUCGGGUUCAGGACGAUACGGACAAGGUAACGGUCAGGGACAGGGACAUCCACAAGCGCAAGUGGUGAGAUCGAGGUCGAGGUCGAGUGCGAGUACGAAUCCCAGCGCAGGGACCGGGUCGACGACGAGACAGCCACAAGAGUCUCGCCCGAGAGAUCCUCCGUCGACGCGGUCUUCCAUUGACGACAGGUCGAUGGAGAAGCGGUCUUUAAGGGUGACAAACGCGUCCCCCGAGUUGAAUCAGGACGACAAGACCGACACGGCCGUCUCACGCUGGGGGGCGCUCCGGAGCGUCGUCCAGACCGCAGCAACCUUGGCUUCUAGCGGGAUCGCCUCGACGAUCCAAAAGACACCGGGGGAUCAAAACGCUUCCUUCUUGGACGUCCCUUCCACCGCUGACCAGGCCAUUCGACCUAGUCCGGCUAGGAACAACUCGACAUCGACGAAUGAGGCCGGAUCUCCUGCUGCCUCCACGGAGAGCACGAGCCAGACGGGUUCGUCAGGAAAGUUGCCAUUCUUCGAGAGGUACAAGAAGAUGGCCGAGAACACGAACGGGGCGACGUCGAUGGUCCGGCAGAUCUCGGUCAGGGAGGACAACAGGCUGAGAAAGACGCCGGCGAGGUUGAACCCGGAUUUGGACGUCGUUGGCGAAGGAGAAGAAAGUAACGUUCUGGUUGAAUCCCCGUCGAGGUUUGGCUUUGGCGAAAAGGACGGCCGAGAGGAGAGCUCGGCGCUACCAUGGCUUCGAAGAGGUAGCGAGACAUCGGUGCUCGACCGCCGGUUAGGAUCUUCCCAAGCCAAGACGUUCUCGGAUGCAAGCCUGUCCUCGAACGGUUCUACCUCGGAGAGCAAGGCCAGACCUGGUGAUAUGGCCAUCAUCACGCCCAGUGCGAGCAUGAACCAGCUCGACGGGGUCGCCAUGGGCUCUCACCGGGCCUACCAACCUCCUCUACGGGUCCGAGAUGCUUCCGGACCCGACGGCGAGCUCAUCGAAGGUCUGAUCGAGGACCUCAAAACGGACCUCGAUCGACUCGGCAUGCUCUCACCGAAUAUGAGCGUCGAUCGGAGGACGGAGAGAGAAUCGUACCAGUCUUCUCUGCUCGCGCCGUCGGAUAGCAUCUCUACGCCCGGACUGGACUUGCAGAGGCGGAGGAGCGAUUCGACCAAGAUCUCACCACAGGCCGUACCGGGUAAACGGGCUUGUCAGAAAUGUGGGGUCAGCUUGAAGGGAAGGCGGUACGUCAAGCGGGACGGGAUCGUAUUGUGUGAAGCGGACUGGAAGGAGAUGUUCCUUCCCAAGUGCCGCCGUUGUACACUACCCAUCGAGACCUCUGCCAUCUCUUCCUCGGACGGCCAGCUCAAGGGGAAAUGGCACCGCGAGUGUUUCACGUGCCACGAGUGUGACCAACCGUUUAGCGGCGAGAGCUUUUACGUGUUUGGCGACAAGCCGUAUUGUCAGCUGCAUUAUCAUCGGCUCAACGGCUCGCUAUGCGCGGCCACCUCGUGCCGACUCCCUAUCGAAGGCCCAUGCCUAUUGACCUCUGGUAACACUCGAUACCACCCCGGUCACCUCCACUGCGACCACCGGGAUAGGGUCGGAAACUAUUCCUGCCGGAACCCGAUGGAAGAUUAUUACGAGGUCGGCACGAUGAAGGUCUGUGAGCGACACAAGGACGAGGCCUUGAGGGUGAUGAACCGGAUGGCAGGGAAACGGGAUGCGGCGGGGAGGAUGAGCGUGGCGGCCAAGGCGGAGAAGAGGCGGACGAGGUUGAUUCAGAUGUAAGGGCAGCGGGUGAUGGUAGUCGCAACUAUGGACAGUGGUCUCGAUCAUAAUGAAACAGCGAAUGACAUGUAACAUGACAUGCAUGACCGGCUUUGUAGCAAGAUACAGACGUCACGAGCAAUAAAUGGAAAUGAACGUUUCGGUCAAGUCCGGCGCUAGUUGAUUCCCACAUGGCCCGAUCUUCCCGAUCCUCGAAGGAAAAUGAAAU